AUGGCCUCUGAAGAUAUUGCCAAACUAGCAGAGACGCUCGCCAAGACCCAGGUGGCCGGGGGACAGCUGAGUUUCAAGGGCAAGAGCCUCAAACUCAACACUGCAGACGAUGCCAAAGACGUGAUUAAGGAGAUUGAAGACUUUGACGGCUUAGAGGCCCUGCGCCUGGAGGGCAACACGGUGGGCGUGGAGGCAGCCAGGGUCAUCGCCAAGGCCUUGGAGAAGAAGUCGGAGCUGAAGCGAUGCCACUGGAGCGACAUGUUCACGGGGAGGCUGCGGUCGGAGAUCCCUCCCGCCCUGAUCUCUCUCGGGGAGGGACUCAUCACGGCCGGGGCCCAGCUGGUGGAGCUGGACCUGAGUGACAACGCCUUCGGGCCCGACGGCGUGCGAGGCUUUGAGGCCCUGCUCAAGAGUUCCGCCUGCUUCACGCUGCACGAACUCAAGCUCAACAACUGUGGCAUGGGCAUCGGUGGUGGCAAGAUCCUGGCAGCAGCUCUGACCGAGUGUCAUCGGAAGUCUAGUGCCCAAGGCAAGCCGCUGGCACUGAAGGUCUUCGUGGCUGGCAGAAAUCGUCUGGAGAAUGACGGAGCCACCGCCUUGGCAGAAGCUUUUGGGAUCAUUGGGACUCUGGAGGAGGUCCACAUGCCCCAGAACGGAAUCAACCACCCCGGCGUCACUGCCCUGGCCCAGGCCUUCGCCAUCAACCCCUUGCUGCGGGUCAUCAACCUGAAUGACAACACCUUCACCGAGAAGGGCGCCAUGGCCAUGGCCAAGACGCUGACGGCCCUGCGGCAGGUGGAGGCGAUCAACUUCGGGGACUGCCUGGUGCGCUCCAAGGGUGCCGUCGCCAUCGCAGACGCCAUCCGCGGGGGCCUGCCCAAGCUGAAGGAGCUGAACUUGUCAUUCGGUGAGAUCAAGAGAGAGGCUGCUCUGUCUGUUGCUGAGGCCGUGGCAGACAAGGCGGAACUGGAGAAACUGGACCUCAAUGGCAACAUGCUGGGAGAAGAAGGCUGCGAGCAGCUGCAGGAAGUGCUGGAAGGCUUCAACCUGGCCACAGUGCUGGCGUCCCUCAGUGAUGACGAGGGUGAGGACGACGAGGACGAGGACGAGGAGGAGGAGGAGGAGGAGGAGGAGGGAGAAGAGGACGAGGAGGAGGAGGAGGAGGAGGAGGAGGAGCCGCAGCAGGAGGCGCAGGGCGAGGGGCCGAGCGCGCCUUCACGGAAGGGCCCGGGCCCGAACAGCGGGGAACCAGCUCCUGUCCUGUCCUCCCCGCCUCCCGCAGACGUCUCCACCUUCCUGGCCUUCCCCUCCCCGGAGAAGCUGCUGCGCCUCGGGCCCAAGAGUUCCGUGCUAAUAGCCCAGCAGACUGACACGUCUGACCCGGAGAAGGUGGUCUCCGCCUUCCUGAAGGUGUCCUCCGUGUUCAAGGAUGAAGCCUCGGUGCGGACGGCUGUGCAGGACGCAGUAGAUGCUUUGAUGAAGAAGGCCUUCAGCUCGUCUGCCUUCAACUCCAACGCCUUCCUCACCCAGCUCCUCAUCCACAUGGGGCUGCUCAAGAGUGAAGACAAGAUCAAGGCCAUCAGCAACCUGCACGGCCCCCUGAUGACGCUGAACCACGUGGUGCAGCAGGACUACUUCCCCAAGGCCCUGGCGCCCCUGCUGCUGGCGUUCGUGACCAAACCCAACGGCGCCCUGGAAUCCUGCUCCUUUGCCCGCCACAAUCUACUGCAGACGCUGUACAAGGUCUAG
Molecule: messenger RNA, 1749 nt
Organism: Rangifer tarandus platyrhynchus (Svalbard reindeer)
Lineage: Eukaryota; Metazoa; Chordata; Mammalia; Artiodactyla; Cervidae
Source: the annotation of a GenBank genome assembly